AUGCUUCACACGACACAGGAUUGCGAGAUGGACCGAAAGACAACGAUGGAGAAUUGCAACACCAUGCUGCCUUCCGUCGCAGAGCUGGAAGCCAUGCAAGACUACGGCGACAAGGUGGACAUGAAGCCAGACUCCAACAGCAACGACAGCGGCGGGGAGAGUCCCUCAACGACCACCACGACGACGACAAUGCCAGAAUCCCCGUCGUGCCAGAAAUCAAAGAAACCCGGAGUAGGGGUGAGGCGAUCGGAGAAGCCACCUUACUCCUACAUUGCCCUGAUUGUGAUGGCCAUCCAGGCGGCUCCAACCAAGAGGUGCACCCUCAGCGAGAUUUACCAAUUCCUUCAGCAGAGAUUCCCCUUCUUCAGAGGCACCUACCAAGGGUGGAAGAACUCCGUGAGACACAACCUAUCUCUCAACGAGUGCUUCAUCAAGCUACCCAAGGGAAUCGGACGUCCCGGCAAAGGACACUACUGGACCAUCGAUCCAGCCGCCGAGUUUAUGUUUGAGGAAGGGUCGUUCCGACGUCGUCCCAGAGGGUUCAGGAGGAAGUGUCAGGCCCUGAAACCCUUCGGCAUGCUCAACGGGAUGGCGGGGUCCCCCUCCAUGAUCCCCACCCACUACGAUUUUCUGCAUUCCCAGAACUCCGUGAUGCCCCCGAUGAACAUGUCAUGCGCCGUGAACGCGGGCCAGGCCUACGACAACGGCGGCAUGCUGAUGAACAACAUGCAGCAGCAGAUCGCCAACAGCUGCAGCUACAACAGCGGCAGGUACGCUCAGAGCUGCGCCAUGGCUGCCGCCGGCGUCACUGGCGUCUCCGCCGACUAUUCUCACCUGACGAAUCUCCCGACGUCGGCGACAACGUCGCUGCCGGGAAAUAUGUACGACAGGGACCACGGCAUGCAGGCGACGCAGUGGCCGACCCAGCGAUACAUCAAACAGCAGCCGCUGAGUCCCACAGGCAGCACGGGGUCCAUGCAGAGCAUGUCGCCCCCAUCCAGCAACGAUCCCAGCCCGUACGGCAACGUCAACGCCACUGGGUGUACGGAACCCGUCGAUCUGGCUUUAGCGGGUAUGCGCCUUCCGUCCACACCAUAUCAACAGAAUUCAUCAUGUGACCGUAAACCAUAUUUCUCAUACGGAACCGGAAGUAUGACGCCAUCGAUGCACCCAUCAGCAUACUACGAGAAAUGUGCCAUGUGAUCGUGCGACCAUCGUGUAAAUAGAUCUGGAAUAUUUAUUUUUGUGUCAAGAAACCACGUCACUUUCAUCCGACUAACACAAUCUACGGGAAACAUACACACCAAGGACUCACCUAUUUCAUGUCACGUGGUCUCAGGUAUAUUUGGUGCUAUUGACAACAGUUUCAAGAUAUAUGUAUUUGUUUACACCGCCGAGGUUACCCAGAACUAUGUAACAGUGCCAAAUAGUAAGAUGGUUUGUGUUUUGUUGUGAAAUUGUUGUCUGUUGGGUAAUACUCACUCGUAUACAAAGAUAAUCAAAUUGCACUUUUGAUUAUACAUGUAUGUAAUUGAUUUUUAUAAUGAACUAAAUUGUUUGGCUCAGGCAGUGGGUAUCGGGAAUAUACUGAUUAAAGAGAGAGAGAGAGACGAACACAGAUUUACAGAGUGACAGA
This is a messenger RNA of Gigantopelta aegis, 1636 nucleotides long. RefSeq names its product forkhead box protein F1-B-like. The record is from RefSeq and is a predicted model, not a curated record. Gene Ontology annotation, cellular component: nucleus. The transcript has 2 exons. Gene Ontology annotation, biological process: animal organ morphogenesis; regulation of transcription by RNA polymerase II. Lineage: Eukaryota; Metazoa; Mollusca; Gastropoda; Neomphalida; Peltospiridae. Bases 1 to 1203 code for a protein of 400 amino acids. Gene Ontology annotation, molecular function: DNA-binding transcription factor activity, RNA polymerase II-specific; RNA polymerase II cis-regulatory region sequence-specific DNA binding.